AUGUACGUGAGCUAUCUUCUGGAUAAAGACGUGAGCAUGUACCCAGGGUCCGUUCGGCAUUCUGGCAUCAACCUGGGCGCUCAGAAUUUCGUCAACCCACCACAGUACACGGACUAUGCUGGUUAUCAUGUACCCGGCGUAAACUUGGACAAUCACCCUCAAUCUUCAGGAUCCUGGCCUUCACCUUAUGGGCCUCCCCGGGACGACUGGAGUGCGUACGCAGCACCUACAAGCACGGUCCACGCUAUCAACACCUCACCAGGGACUCUGUCUUACAACCCUGCAGAUUAUAACUCCGUUCAGACCCCGGGAUCUGGUGUGAUACAGCCUUUAAACAAUAAUCUUUUGGAACAGCAUUCCCCCAAUAGCCAAAGGCGCAACCCUUACCAAUGGAUGAGGAAGCCAAGCCAGCAGCUGACAGCAACAGAUAAAACGAGAACAAAGGACAAAUAUCGGGUGGUGUACACAGAUCACCAGAGACUGGAACUGGAGAAAGAGUUCCACUACAGCCGCUACAUCACCAUUCGGCGAAAAGCCGAGCUGGCUGCCAACCUGGGACUUUCCGAGAGGCAGGUGAAGAUCUGGUUUCAGAACAGGAGGGCAAAGGAGCGAAAAAUGACGAAGAAGAAGUUACAACAGCAGUCUCAACAGGCGUCGGCCCAGCUAAGCCCGGUUCCUCCCGGGACAGCCGGUUCUCUGUCGGUUACCAACGGCGGAGUAAUGGGGGCCGCCAGCAGUGCGGUUUUACCUGGCACCGUCUCUCAGUGA
Pristis pectinata (smalltooth sawfish) is the source of this 768-nucleotide messenger RNA. RefSeq names its product homeobox protein CDX-1-like. The coding region runs from base 1 to 768 and encodes 255 amino acids. NCBI's taxonomy places the organism in Eukaryota, Metazoa, Chordata, Chondrichthyes, Rhinopristiformes, Pristidae. The record is from RefSeq and is a predicted model, not a curated record. Gene Ontology annotation, cellular component: nucleus. The transcript is spliced from 3 exons. Gene Ontology annotation, molecular function: RNA polymerase II transcription regulatory region sequence-specific DNA binding; DNA-binding transcription factor activity, RNA polymerase II-specific. Gene Ontology annotation, biological process: anterior/posterior axis specification; animal organ morphogenesis; embryo development.